Molecule: messenger RNA, 6759 nt
Organism: Lagopus leucura (white-tailed ptarmigan)
Lineage: Eukaryota; Metazoa; Chordata; Aves; Galliformes; Phasianidae
Gene: TP53BP1
Product: tumor protein p53 binding protein 1
Exons: 20
Coding region: 1956-6608 (1550 amino acids)
Biological process (GO): positive regulation of transcription by RNA polymerase II; DNA damage checkpoint signaling
Cellular component (GO): nucleus
Molecular function (GO): histone binding
Source: RefSeq, a predicted model, not a curated record
AGAAACAAAACAAAAACAAACCAGCAAAAGCAAACAAAGAAAACAAGAACAAAGCUACAAAAUGAUAACCAUGCUGUAUUACAGUAGUUUCUGUACCUUUCCCACCACUUCAUUUACCUUAAUUUGUACAACCAUGGCCCUUAGUUUGGGCACCAUGUCACCUGUUUGUGUUUGUAGCUCCCCAUUUGGAACAUCCACACAGUUAAAUAGGAAUUCUAAAAUAUUUUGUUUCAGUCUCUAAAGGAGAGGAUGUUUGCACGUGCUUUAUUAGUCUCCUAGCAACCUUCUGUCAGAAAGCGUCCAUAUGUGCAUGAGGCAGGCUUUCCUUCUGCUAGGUAAGGGAUGCUUCAAAUAGGAAGCCUUAUGGAGAGUACUGAUUUGUUUGCAUUUUCGUGUAGUGUUAUUUAAAGGCUCCACUUCCUCUAUAAAGAAUGAUAAUGUAAUUCUGUUGUUAUGACUCAGAUAUUUUCCUUUGAUUGUGUGUGUGAUAUAUGGGACUUCUGUGUAGAACUGCAUGUGUAAUUCAGGGUGAGAGUUCACAUGUUGCUUCUAGAGUGUCCCUGGUUAUGUUUGAUGUUGAAAGUCUAUAUACAGCUGAAUAGGGAAUGAAGUUGCAGUUUCUAGCUUGUAACCCUGGGCUAAUUUUUGAAAAGAGCUCUUCACUUAACUGGCUUUUGCCUGAGAGACUCCUGCUGGGCAUGUCAGCUCCAUUCCAGCACCAGCUGUCUGCUGAGAGUUCUUUCUUUGACUUGCCCUAUUGUGAUGACUCUUUUUCAUAUAAUGAUACUGGAUAUGAUGUUCUAACAGUUCCUGCUAGCUCUGUUGUCUGUUUCCUUUCCAAGUAUGUGUAUUUUCUUAGGUGAAAGUAGUCAAAACAGACAGCAGUUCAGAUUGUGUUCUGGCAAGGUUUCUUUGACCUUUGAACCUGAAUUGCUGACUUACUUUUAUUUUUAUUUUAUUUUGAGAAGACUGGCCAGAACUUUCUGCUUCAUGUUUAGAGUGUUCAAAUCUCCUCUGCCUACCCACUAACAAUAAAGCAUGAAUAAUUUCCUUUUCUCUCUACUCCCCUGCCACAUGCGGGUGCUCAUUUUGCAGUUUCCCUGUCAACCAUGUUAUUAUCAAUGCAUGCUUUUGUUUUUCAUAUCUUAAAACUGUGUCCUUGACACUUUUGCUUUCUCAGUUACUACAUUGUUUAUUUCUAAGUGGACUAUAUACACUGUAGCAAUUAUCUGUAAAUGUUUCCUACUGUACAAUGUGAAGAGCAAAAAACACGUUCUCAGAACAGAUGGGUUAGAUGACCAGGUUGUGGUCUGUUUGUUAACCAGUGCUGUUGCAGGCAGUGAGGAGGAGACUACAGUCUCCCUAAUUUUCCAUUAAGUAUGCAUUGUCAGGUGACUUUCUAGUCAUAUUUUUUGUGGUCAGAGUUUAAACCAAGUGCAGUUUAAGUGUAAAAUUUCUUCUACAAAGGGGGAGUGUGGCUUUAUUUUCCAGUAAAAUGAAAUCAUUGUGCCUGUGUAGUCAGUGUUUCUCAGGUCUGUUGGUAGUAAACCCCUGUGUAUGGGAACUGCUGAGUCACAGCUGACCCACUGAUUGAGCACCUGGGGAAAGGACCGGUCAGCCCUGGGAGCACAGGUGAAGGAAGUUCAGCUGUGGGACAGGAAGGGGUGCAGCCUGACUGCACCUCUUCUAGAGCUCAUUUAAGGGCUGGCUGCCGCUGUGGAAGGAUCUCUUCCUGGAGAUCCCUCCUUGGUGAAGCUUUUCCCUGUGAACCUGGAAUCUUCUGAUACGGUGGCUCUCCAGGUGUAGUUGUUCCUUCUCCUGUUGGCCUAGCAUCCAAUGCUCUCAUCCCUGGCAGUCCUACUGAACAGGACCAAUCAGAAGAUGAACGUGUGGAUGUCUCUACCGCUGCUGAAGGAAGAGAGCUGGUGCAGAAGGGACAGAAGGAAAAGAGACUGAUGCAGGAGGAGCAGAAGAGAGAUGAGCUAGUGGAGAUGGUUAUUCCAUCAGGGCCUCCUGUUUUGCCACAGGCUUCAACUCCAGUGUCCCAGACUGCCCCAGCCUUCUUUCCUGAAUCUUUACCUAUACCAUCACAACCAGUGUUCUCUCAUGAUAUUUUUGUUCCAACUCAGAGUCCAGAGAAGAAUGAGGGAGAAGAAAAAGCUGCUGUUUCAACCUAUUCAUGUAUACCAGGAGACCUUUCUGGACCCGCAGAUACUUUGUCAAAGAUGCCUGUGGAAGACUCUGUGUCACAGCCUUCCGAGUCCUGCAAUCUGAUGCUUUCUGCAAGUGGAUGCAGCCAGCCCACAAACACACAAAUCAGUUCAGACUCUCUGAAAACUGGCCGUGAUAAUGAAGCUACACAGAUCCAGGUAACUUCUGAAUGUAGCAUUUCAGACUUGAGACUCUCUUCUGUGGCGAAUGACAACGGAAAAAUGAGGCUGGAUGCUGGACAUCAAGCCCUCUCUGAGAACUGUCAAAAACCAAAACAGGAGGAUAUAUGUACUGCAGGAAAGCCUGUAAUGCAGUUAGGUAGUACAGAAAUAGCAGGAGAUGAGACAUUAGACCCUACAGCCCAUCAGGCUCAUGGGUGUAUUUCUGGAAGUCAGGCUGCUGCAGAUCAGUCUUGCCCUGAGAUUUCAUCCUGUUGUGACAGAAGAGAAGCUCAGUUAAAGGAUUAUUCACCGAGAGGCAGUUCUCAGUAUGAGGCAGUUCCUGAGACUCAGCCUGAAGAACAGGAAGAGAGGAUGCAUAUAGCAGAGAAGCAGAUGAAUGAAGACGACUCUCUUGUUAACACGAUUGUCUCUCAGAGGUUCCUUCUUGAAGGGAAGGCAGAGCACCAUGAAGAGAUGGAAGUAGAAUUUGCUGGUGGUUCUUGUGAAAAUAGCAAAAAACUGUCUGUUGAGACUCAAGGACUUAGAAAGAUUAGACUAGAAUGCUGCCGAAAAGAAACUUUAAAAGAUGGUACUUUUGGCACUGGAGAAGCAAAGAAUGUGGAUAAACUGUCCUCUAAAGCUGCUUCAGAAAGCGUGCCAAAGCUGAAUGAAGUUUUAUCUAAGCCUUCUGUAGGGGAGUUAUUAGAACAGCACAAUUUGUUUCCUAAAUUGAAGAUUGACAUUCCAUCUGAGAUGGCAUUGUGUGCCAAAAGCCAUGCACAAAGUUCAGAAUUACAUCAGAUAAUGGAGACUCAACCACAGCAGCAAGAGAGGGAAGCUGACAUGCUGAUGACUCAGCAGGAGAAUCAGGUGCCAAAGAAUACAGUGAUUCCUGCUAUGACAGUGAAUCUGGAGCAAGAAGAGCAGAUGCAGCCAGAGGAGCAGACAGCUAAGUCCCCCAGUCCUUCCAAUGGAACACCAUUUCAUUUCACUUUGCCAAAGGAGGGUGAUACCAUUCAACCACUGACCAGCGUAACACCACCUCUCACUGGCCAACUUAAAAUGGGACCUAGAAGACACAGCACACCAAUUGUGGAUGAUAAUUGUCCAGACAGCACGAUAGCAACUAGUGACGUUACAGCAGAGGGCACAAUGGGGACCAACAGUGUCACUGUGGAAAGUGCAGUGGUGUCAGCAGACGUGUCAGAAGUGUGUGAAAAAGGAGAUUCUUGUGCAGUUCCUGAAGCUGAUGUAAAGCUCUCUCUACGAAUGAACCUUGUUACCCCCAUGAAUGAUGGGAGCGACGAGUCCCUACCAUUCAGCUUGGAAAAGCCCACAGCCAGUGAUAGGAAAACUGGAUCCUCUGCUGCUGCCAGCUCCCAGAAAGCAUCAUCUGUAUUUAGUCGUGUCUGUGAAGUUCGGCGAGAGGAGGAGGCUAGAGACCACAGCUUUUCAGCUUCUCCACUUAGGGGAAAUCCACUCGGCUUUCCUGGCAUGGAAAAGAAUGCUGAAAUACGUGAAAAUCCUAGUGAUCAGCAGCACAGAGCAGAUGACAGUGGUGAACAGCCCCUAAUACUUCAGAGGCUGCAGCAGGGCUGCCAUCAACAACCUUCUUGUACAGAGCAGAAAGAGUCGGUGGAGGCUGGUAUUGUAAUAAUUCAGAUAGAAGAAGGGGCAAGAGUGCAGCAGAAACCAAGUAAGGUGGUUGCAGUUGAUGAAAGCCAAGGGAUGCAGCCAAGGGAUACCAAUAAUAAAGGAAUUCAAACUACAGCAGACUGUCUUUUUACCCCCGCAACUGUUACAACAGCAACGCAAACAGCAGAAGAAACUUAUAGGCGAGUGGAUGUGGGAACCAGUAUGUGUGGGCAAAGACCUGGGCGACAAGAUGUAAACAUCCAAACUGAGGAGGGUGGACAAAAGCUUGUGAAUACCCCUGCAGAAGACACAGACUCUCUACACAGUCAGGUGGGAGAGGAUGAAUUUAACCUUCAUCCUCCCAGAGGUCAGGUUCAGCGUCGCCAUGUGCGAACUAUUCGAGAGGUGCGCACUGUGGUUACCCGUGUUAUAACAGAUGUUUACUACAUAAAUGGUGCAGAGGUGGAACGGAAGGUAGUUGAGGAAACUGAGGAGCCUGUAGUGGAGUGCCAGGAGUGUGAGACUGACACAUCCUCCUCUAGAACUACAGUUGGCUCAUCACUGACUUCAGGGGACCUUGGUGAUGUCAGCUCCUUUUCUUCUAAGGCCUCAAGCCUCCACCGCACAUCCAGUGGAGCAAGCAGCAGUCUCUCUGCCACACACAGCAGCAGUUCAGCACGAGGCACUGGAGCUGUCAAAGGGAAAGUGUGUGGUACAGAAAGUGGAGAGUUUGCUUUACCCAUUGGCAGAGGUGUCUUAGGGAAACUAAGCCCUAGGAAAGGAGUUGGUCAACCAGUAUCUCCUCUCAGAGUUAGUCAGGCAGGAGCAGCACUUCUGUGUGAGGAAGAGGAGGACUCUAUGGUUGGUCCUCGCCAGGGUGGCAAAGCACCUGUGACACCUCGUGGGCGAGGAAGAAGAGGCCGCCCACCGUCCCGAACAACUGGAACAAGAGAUUUGGCUGGGAUUCCUGUUUUGGAGGAUCUCUCAACUACAGGAUCACCUGAGGAGAAAUCAUUUGUUCGUACAAUUCGCCUACCAGAUGGAGGGGAGAAGUCUGACACAUCUGGCUUCUGUGCCUUACGUCGAAGUGACUCUCCAGAAAUCCCAUUACAGGUGGUGGCUGGUCCUUCAGACUGUGCAGACUCAUCUGCUGGGAGCAGCUUUGUGGGCCUCAGGGUUGUAGCAAAGUGGUCUUCAAAUGGGUACUUCUAUUCUGGGAUGAUUACUCAAGAUGUUGGAGCGGGGAAGUACAAACUUCUCUUUGAUGAUGGAUAUGAGUGCGAUGUACUAGGAAAAGAUAUUUUGCUCUGUGACCCUAUCCCAUUGGAGACUGAAGUAACUGCGCUCUCAGAGGAUGAGUACUUCAGUGCAGGUGUAGUGAAGGGGCACCGGAAGGAGUCUGGAGAGCUAUAUUAUUGCAUUGAAAAGGAAGGCCAGAGGAAGUGGUACAAGCGAAUGGCUGUGAUCCUGUCUCUGGAACAAGGAAAUAAGCUCCGAGAGCAGUUUGGACUAGGUCCUUAUGAACCUGUCACCCCCCUGACUAAGGCAGCUGACAUCAGUCUUGAUAAUCUCGUGGAGGGGAAGCGGAAGCGACGCAGCAACCUUGUCUCUCCCAGCUCCUCCAGUAGUAGCACAACUCCCACUCGUAAAGGGAUGGAAAGUCCACGUGUGCCACCAGGUGUACUUUCUGGCAAGAGGAAACUUGUUGCUUCUGAGGAAGAGAGAUCCCCAGCUAAACGUGGCCGUAAGUCAGCAACAGUAAAGCCUGGGGCUGUGAAAACAGGAGAGUUUGUGAGUACCUGUGAAGGCAUAGAUCCCCCACUACUGGAGGACCAUCCUGGACCACUGCCGCACAAUAAGACUCUCUUUUUGGGCUAUGCCUUUCUUCUCACCAUGGCAACACCCAGUGACAAACUGGCCAAUUGCCUGAAGCCUUCAGAUGGUCCUGCAGGGAGUAGUGAGGAGGAAGAAGAAUUCUUAGAGAUGACUCCGUAUAACAAACAUUAUAUAGCACAGCAGCUGCGAGCAGGAGCUGGCUAUAUCCUGGAAGACUUUAACGAAACACAGUGUAAUGCAGCAUAUCAGUGUCUUUUAAUUGCGGAUCAGCAUUGUCGAACACGGAAAUACUUGCUGUGCCUUGCCCGAGGGAUCCCUUGCGUGUCUCAUAUCUGGGUUUACGAUAGCUGUCAUGCUAACCAGCUUCAGAAUUAUCGGAAUUACCUUUUGCCAGCUGGGUACAGCCUGCAGGAGCAAAAAUUGCUAGAAUGGCACCCACGAGAAAACCCAUUCCAUAACCUGAAGGUUCUCCUAGUAUCAGAUCAGCAGCAGAAUUUCCUGGAUCUGUGGUCUGAAAUCCUUAUGACUGGUGGAGCAUCUUCUGUUAAACAGCAUUUUUCAAACGCUAGCAACAAAGAUAUUGCACUGGGUGUUUAUGAUGUGGUGGUGACUGAUCUUUCCUGCCCAGCUGUCGUCUUGAAGUGCGCAGAGGCAUUAAGGCUGCCUGUUGUCUCACAAGAGUGGGUGAUCCAGAGCCUUAUUGCUGGAGAGAGAGUAGGCUACAACAAGCAUCCAAAAUACAAACAUGAUUAUGUCCCUCAUUAAGCUGAAACUUUGUCCUGCUGCCCCAUCAUUGUGCAGACUGUUUUAAUCAGGUUUUAAAUGUUUGUGGAAUUGGACAGCGUGCAUGGUUUAUUGUAUAUAGUUUUAUCUGCUGAACUUUUAUCAUGAAAUAAAUGUUCAAUCUCUUGUGUUA